CACCGCCUUCCGGAACGCAGGGAUGUUUCCGGUUGACGCUGUGUUUCGGAAAGGAGCGCGGGAGCUGCUCAGGCGGAGGUCUGGUCGGUGGGUGCGGUCUCCGGAGUUAUUUCAGAGAGAGCUCCCGCGCCUACCUCUCGUGGAGCCUCCGCCUGUGGUGCGAGCGUGAGGGCUGGGAGAGAACGGAAGAGGAAUUCCCACGCCGUGUACCCGCUUUAAGUGCCUAUUGCGAGGUGUAGGUUCCUGGUUCAGAAACGAUGACAGAGGUUCUGGAUCUCCAUGGACAGGACUCUGAUGAGGGUAGUGAGGAGGUGGUCCUAACUCCUGCAGAACUCAUUGAAAGGCUGGAGCAGGCCUGGAUGAAUGAAAAGUUUGCCCCUGAGCUCCUGGAGAGCAAGUCUGAGAUUGUGGAAUGUGUCGUGGAGCAGCUAGAGCACAUGGAAGAAAAUCUCAGAAGAGCCAAGAAGGGCGAUCUGAAGAUAGAGAAGUUUUUCCCUCACAUCCUAGAAAAGGAGAAAACGCGCCCUGCGGGGGAGCCUUCCAGCCUGUCUCCAGAGGAGUUUGUCUUUGCCAAAGAGUAUAUGGAUCACACAGAGACCCAUUUUAAAAACGUUGCCUUAAAGCACAUGCCUCCCAACCUGCAGAAAGUGGACCUCAUGAGGGCAGUUCCCAAACCAGACCUAGAUUCAUACGUGUUUCUGAGAGUGAAAGAACGACAGGAAAACAUACUAGUAGAACCAGAAGCUGAUGAGCAGAGAGACUAUGUUAUUGACUUGGAGGAGGGCUCACAGCACUUGAUUCGAUACAAAACCAUUGCACCUCUUGUUGCUUCUGGAGCAGUUCAGUUGAUAUAAAACAAAGCAAGCCUAAGAACGUGGACUCAUAGACAAUAGUGAAACUCCACCUCCUUUUGUGUGAAGUCAUGUUACAGUUCGUCAGCAACUCGUGGACCGCAUGGACACGGAAAAGGAGUCAAGCCAGGACUCCUUUGUUGCCAUGCCCUUCUCCUAGAUCUGUUUAACCAGGACCAACAGAUGGGGCCCUGCUCUUUAUACUCAGUAAAUAAAUCAACUGUC
Messenger RNA from Rattus norvegicus (Norway rat), 1076 nucleotides. RefSeq names its product GINS complex subunit 4 (gene Gins4). NCBI's taxonomy places the organism in Eukaryota, Metazoa, Chordata, Mammalia, Rodentia, Muridae. The record is from RefSeq and is a predicted model, not a curated record. Gene Ontology annotation, cellular component: chromosome; nucleus. Gene Ontology annotation, biological process: DNA-templated DNA replication.